AGAAUCGUCAAUCCGCUGACCAACAAACAAACAAACAUCCAAGAUGGCGUCUUCCAUGGGUGGAAUGUUUACAGGACAGCAGCAGCAGCAGCAGGCGCCACCGCCACCGCCUUCAGGCACUCACCCGCCUCCUCCCGGUCCCGGAGCUCCGGGAAACAGAGCUUUGUGCAACACUUUAGUCGAUGAUCUGGAGGCUUCAUUCGAAGCAUGUUUCGCAUCUUUAGUCAGCCAAGACUAUGUGAACGGUACAGACCAAGAGGAAAUCAGAACAGGGGUUGACCAGUGCAUCCAGAGAUUUCUCGAUGUAGCCAGACAGACCGAAUGCUUUUUUCUUCAAAAAAGGCUACAGCUGUCCGUACAGAAACCAGAACAAGUAGAGAAAGAGGAUAUAUCGGAGUUGAGGAACGAGCUCCAGAGAAAGGAAAUGCUGAUACAGAAGCACCUCACCAAGAUUCAUCACUGGCAGCAGGUGCUGGAAGAUAUAAACGUCCAGCACAAAAAGCCUACGGAGCUACCACAGGGGCCGCUGGCCUUUUUAGAACAAGCCUCAGCCAACCUGCCUGCUCCCAUGAAACCCAACUGAGCAGUGCCUCUGAUAGUGUGUGUGUGGUGUCAGUCAAGUAUUUUAAUGUUGUGAUGCAACAUUUGCCUGAAUCAAUCCAGUGCUUUGUCGAGACACUCACAGUCUGGAUUGUCAUUAAAGCCUGUAACUGAGAUGGAAAUUUCUCAACUCAGAUGGCUUUUGGGUUUUUUGCUCGCAAAGUUCGGUUCAGAGCAGUAAAAUCAAGAUACUGAUAAUACUUAUACAAUAAACAUCAAGCAUCUGUGUAGUCAAGUGUGUGGAAGUUGGAUCUUUUUGGUAAUUAUUAGAAUAAACAUUAUAUUUUGUA
Silurus meridionalis is the source of this 890-nucleotide messenger RNA. It is a transcript of the gene med28, whose product is annotated as mediator complex subunit 28. Gene Ontology annotation, cellular component: mediator complex. Lineage: Eukaryota; Metazoa; Chordata; Actinopteri; Siluriformes; Siluridae. Bases 44 to 583 code for a protein of 179 amino acids. The transcript is spliced from 4 exons. The record is from RefSeq and is a predicted model, not a curated record.